GACAGAGACAAUCGAUGCAAGUUGACCCGUGUUUCUGCGCUCGAGCGCAUUCAUUCCGUUCAUGAUUCCCCAUCCUCGUUGGCAAACGAACUACACACAGAGGCGCUGCCGUGAUUAGUGAGUUGAGGUACCGCGUUCCUAAGCGUCGUGUUUAUUACAAAGUGCAGUUCUGCGCGAGUCGCGCACACUACGGUUCGCGGAAAAAAAAGUGUGGUGCUACUUGUAAUAUAUAUCCAAAGCGAGAUAGUAUGAUGGUCUGAUCGCGAUCCCAACAUGACCGUGGAUUUUGUCGACUAUUUCUGGGGCGAUAAGAAUAAUGGAUUUGACGUGUUGUAUCAUAACAUGAAGCAUGGUGUAAUCGCCAGUAAGGAAUUGGCGGAAUUUUUACGAGAGAGAUCGGCCAUAGAGGAGAACAAUUAUAAGCUCCUUAGUAAGGUAGCAAAGCAGGCGAGUAAUAGCACGCAAGGAACAUUCGCACCUAUAUGGGCCGCUCUGAGAGGUGCUGCUGAGAAACUUGCCGUUUUACACUUCCAAAUGGCCCAGCGAGUUACCGAACUCAUAAAAGAUGUAUCAAAAUACGCGGAUGAGCUGCAUAAGAAACAUAAGGCUGUGAAGGAAGAAGAAUCGUCUACUUUAGAAGUUGUACAAAGUAUACAGAGCAUUACAGUAACAUUACAUAAAGCGAAGGACAUGUGUAUGCAAAAGCGGCUUGAAUUAGAGAAAUUGAGGAAGGACAAUGCCAGUCAGAGGGAGUUGGAGAAGGCGGAGGGCAAGUUCAAAAAGGCGCAAGACGAUUAUCGGACGCUGGUGGAUAAGUACACGGUCAUACGAAACGACUUCGAGGCAAAAAUGACUCAAGCUUGCAGGCGGUUCCAAGAUGUGGAAGAGACGCAUCUGAAGCAUAUGAAGGAAUUUCUGAAUACGUACGCUGAUGUUUUACAAACCAAUCACGAGCAGGUCGGCCAGGUGCAUAUCGAUUUCAAACGGCAAUGCGUUGAUAUGACAGUGGAGAAGUUAUUAGAGCAAUUCGUUCAGAGUAAAUACACGGGUUUUGAGAAACCAGGUGUGAUCGAGUAUGAGGAAGUUAUGACGAGUUUAACGGAAAUGACUAGCCACUCACAAUUGGAAGGUGGUAUGGAGACGCCUAAGGAAACAUCAAAGAGCACCAAUGGCGAGACAGGCGUAGCCGGUAACAGUCACAGUUCAAAGAAAGAUCAGGGAUUAAAGGGGAAGGGUGAUACUACUUUGAGGGUACUGGACGGGGAAAAGGGGAGGGUGAUAUUGGAAAAGGAUAGAGAAAAAGAAAGGCAGAAGGAAAAGGACAGAGAAUUGUCACAUGCACAAACCAAGGCUUCACGCCGUACUACCUCGUUACUCAACCUGUUUAUGUCCAACUCCCAGGACAAACAGAAGCAAACAGGGUCGUCUGGUUCGGCACCUGCCACUCCUCAAGGGAACAACCUGCCUCCUGCUGUUCCACCUCCCAGCAUCUCCAGGAACCCCCUCAGAGGAUCUAAAUGGUUCUUACGCAGUAGGAGAGAAAAACGGAAGGAGAAGAAAGCAAAGAAGAAGAAGGACCUUGUCGAUACGAGCAGCAACAAAGAAGAAAAGUCUGACCUGGAGGACAAAGAAGAUAGCAGAAAAUCAGAAACACCAACACCAGAGGUGGACGAGGAUGGCUUUUGCAUUAGACCAAAAUCGGAUCCGUGGGAAAACGAAAAGGGAUUCUAUUCCAGUUCUGAUACCGAUUCGGAGGAUGAGAGGGAACGUAAGAUUCGAGUGGAAAUAAAGCCUCUCAGCAACGGUGGUGCUCCCAUGAGUGCCAGUGUGGAUGAAUUAAGGGCGACAGUGGAAAAUUUAUCUUUAUCACCUGCACCAACAGGACGUAGAGGAUCGAAUACUGAUUCUGAUCAUCACAUGAAGAGGUCUCAGUCAGUGUCACAGCAAUUAGGAGGUAAGCCAAGCUCAGAUUUACUUGGCCUAAACUUGUUCAAUCCUAGCAGUACACCAUCGAGCGCGUCGACACCAACCGGUAGCCACCCUUAUGCCCCGCUGCAGAGCCCACCGCCACUUUCCACAUCGCCGACCCCGCCGCAGCCGCCGCCGCCGCAAUCUGCGCCGCCUACACAUUCUCAUACUCGAUUUACAGAUGGAGAUUUAUUUUCGGAAGUUGGAGACAUUACGCCGGCCUUACCGCCAAAGCAGUCCGCGUCCUCAACCCCGACGGGAUCGAUUGUGAUACCUAGACCGCCGUCGCGUCGAGGAGAAGGCCCAUCGCCACGCGGCAGAAUGUCACCCGCAACAAUAUCCCGCGCUGAUAGUGUCGCUAGCCUGGAGUUUCGUACUGCCGGCGUGGGUGUAGGCUCCUCGCGGGGACCGUCCCCGCUCACGAUCGGCCUAGCCGACACCAUUCCACUGGCAGUGGCGUUUCACGAAAUAGUGCAUUCCUAUUUUCGUGGCACGGACGAGACCCGGUGCCAAGUAAAGUUAAGCGGUGAUAUGAUGCUUUCGUUUCCGGCCGGUAUUGUCACUGUUCUGGCAAAUAAUCCCAGUCCUGCUAAGCUGACCUUUCGCGUGAGAAACACCAAUAAAUUGGAGAGAUUGCUGCCGAACAGCCAACUUAUCAGCAUGGACGCAACUCAGACUACCGUCGAUAGUACAAUCUUCGAAUUCAACAUGAGUGCCUUAACUAUGUUGUUACGGCGGCAAGCUGAACAGAAUCCUUCGGCCUCGUAUUUCAACGUGGACAUCCUCAAGUAUCAGAUCAAGUGUAAGGAAGGCGCCGGUUCAUGCCCCUUUCAAUUGGUCGCAUAUUGGAAAUGCGAGACAACCCACACCGAUCUUAAGAUUGAUUAUAAAUACAACAGUCGCGCCAUGGCAUCGCCAAGUCCUCUGCUGAAUCUUCAUGUCGCGGCGCCUAUCGAUGGUGGUUUCAAAUCGCUCAACAGUAAACCGCCGGCACAGUGGCUAUCCGAUACGAAUCGCGUGCUAUGGAAAUUUACGGAGCUUUCGCAGCACAGCGAGGGCAAUGGAGUCGGAUCUCUGAAGGCGCGAGUCGAGCUCGAACGUGGCCCAGGCAAUCAGGGCACCAUAUUCACCCAGUUCAAUUGCGAAGGGACCACAUUGUCGGGUGUCGAAUUUGAGCUUGUAGGUUCUGGCUAUCGAUUGAGUUUGGUGAAACGAAAAUUUGUGUCUGGAAAAUACAUAUGCGACGGAGAUUUGGAUUCGCGCUCAAGAUAUGCUGCGCCGCCAUCCAGUACAGAUUGACGACUUCCAGAAUGGGCACCUCAAUGGGAGAGCCAGCCCAUUUAAUAUUGGUUAAUCAUUCACUGCCCAUAUCACGACUAUCGAUCGUUCAUACGCUGAUUAUACAUGGAGAAACUUGUUGGAUACCAAAGUGUGCAUCGGCCGAAGAUCAAACGGAUCUUUUUGUAAAAAUAGUGUAUUAAAAAAUGUAAAUAAGAAGAAAGGGCGCCUUAUAACCAAAGUAUCUUAUGCCUUUUCAUCCACGAAACAAAUGCGAUCUGUAUUCUCUGUGCGUUCAACGCCGAACGUUUUGAGUCUUUAUGUACAUUAAGCUAUAUUUUAUCUCGGUGGGAACAUAAUUACAUACAAUUAGGAGAUUAGGUAUAAGACGAUGCGUUCGGCGCUAGACGCGCCACUAUUAAGCAAGCCGAUUCUUUAUUCUCCGCGAUUAAAACGAAUAAGUAGACACAGAAAUAUGACUUGAUGCAGGGACACGCUAUGACGAAUAUGCAUUCUAUGUGUUUUAUACAUAAUUUGUAUAUUUUUUAAUUUUUUAUAUAUUCCACUAGGGUACUACUGUACUAAACUGAUAAUUACUAUUUUAACGAAGUUUCUAUGAUAGGACACGAUAAAUAUCGCAAAUAAUCUUUUACGUCGAACGAAAAAGAUUUUCGCGUGAAGAUCUUUGGUGUCCAGCAUAUUUUCCAACGUAAUUUCUGCUUUUGACAAUUUCUCUCUCCCUCUCUCUUCCUCAUUCUCCCUCUCUUAUCUCUCUUUCAUAAUCAAAAUAUGUCGCGACGAUAUUUUAUUUUAAUUUUCUCUUAAAACAAUGUACAACAUUAUUUUUAUUAUUACACUUUGCGUUAGUUAUUAAUGUGGUAUGUUAACAUUAUAUAUUGUUAAUAACUGUGCGAAAGAGGAAAAAAUGUAAAUGAUAUAAAUGUCGACUGAGUGUAUAUUGUAUGUAUAUUUAGCGUUUAUACUUUGGAAGAGAAAGGGUAUUUACGCGUGAUGCGCGAGUCUUUUGGCGAAGAGAUUCCGGCACGUACGCUAACUUUUAGUUUAUUUUUAUGCGCGAAGAUGAUAAUAUUAAAUAGUAAGUUGUACGAUAAAACGCGAGUAAAGAACUAUGGUUUACUGGUGGAAAUAAUGAGAUGAGGAGCAAUAGCAAAGAGAAGUAGAGAUAAAGAGUUUAAAUCAACGAUACUUUUUUAAGCGUUAACACGUGUUGGACAUACGAGACGAAUCAAAUGCGAUUCUGUAUUUUUGAACGUUUAAAUGUUAAAACGCAAUUUUGACGUAUCGAUGACAGGAUUUUAGCUUUAGGUAUUUUAGCGAAAACGAAGAGUCGUUUAUCUAAAUGUUUCAAACUGAGAUUCUUAGUAUUAUACUUAAAAAACGCUGAAAGUUUCGUACCUAUUGCGAUUGUGGCACGUUUUCGUUUUCGCCUGUAAAAACGUGCUCUCGUUACAGUUAUAACACACUUGUUCACAUACGUCACAUCUAUUACUUUAUACGAAUUAAUUUACUCAAUCAGAUUAUACGAGAUAUUACGGACUAAUAUUAAGGCAUUUUAUACGCAGGAUUGAUUCUCAAUAAGUAAGUCAAUUUCCAAAAGGCAUUAAAUGGCUGGUUUGUAUGCAAAAUUUAUCUCAACAUUAUUAAUUGAAAAUUAAUAAGAAAAAUUAAAUGUGAAAGUCGCAAAUGUUCUGAACUAAAUUAAUUUGACAGAUUUAAUUUGUAUGCAGGAUAUACAUUAUAAUAAUAUUUUUGAUGAAAUAACGACAAUUUUAAUUGUGAUAGUAAUUUUAUUUAAUUUUAUCGUGUGCAAUAUAUACAGUUGAUUUCAAAAA
Molecule: messenger RNA, 5099 nt
Organism: Solenopsis invicta (red fire ant)
Lineage: Eukaryota; Metazoa; Arthropoda; Insecta; Hymenoptera; Formicidae
Product: F-BAR domain only protein 2
Exons: 13
Coding region: 274-3267 (997 amino acids)
Biological process (GO): clathrin coat assembly; clathrin-dependent endocytosis
Cellular component (GO): clathrin-coated pit; cytoplasm; clathrin-coated vesicle
Source: RefSeq, a predicted model, not a curated record